ACAAGACAAGGCCCUCCUUGCCGACGCAAAGACAAGCGUUUUUGACCCUUUGUUCUACGGGUUCCUUUAGCAGCGACAGGUCAAUGCUUCUCCCUGUGUACCAUUCUUGAUUUCAAUGUUUUCUUACAGCCAGCUAAUACUGCAUUGCGCCCCUUAAUACUCAUUCCCAACUGGCGUGCCCACGGCUUUUGCGUUCGGGACGGCGACAGUUUCUCUCUUUUCAUCUUAUCGAGGCUUGGCUGGCACUAGCAGCAGUUCCGCCGGCCGGUUCUCUUAUGCACGAUGUCUCCAGUGCAUCGUCUACGUUCGAGGAACUUACAGGACUACUGAUCUCUUUUUUUCGGUUGCUUUCACGUCUUUCUACCGCCGAAUCUGUAUGGUCGUAAUUUCCAAGCUUGAUAAAUUCCAGCAUAACAUCUCUCACCAUAUUGUCGUUCCACUCUUCGAAUCAAUUCAGACGCUUCAGAUGCAUCUCAGACAGCAUUCAAGAUGUCCUCAGGUUCUGCAACAACGUCGGCUCCGGUCAAACGCGCAUGCGACAGUUGCCACCGGCGGAAGGUCAAAUGUAUCGGCGAGGGAACCAACCCUUGCAAGAAUUGUAUGUCUGCCAGAUUGAACUGUACCUAUAACGCGAUACCGCAGAAGAAGGGACCGAAGGGCAGUCGAGCGAAGGUCUUAUCAGAAAUCCGCGAAACCCAGCGACAGUCGCAGCUGAGUGCUGGACAGUACGAAUACGGUAUCAGCCGGUCAAUAUCACCCGCAGCUCUUUCUCGGACUCCAGGCCUGGUUACGCCAGAAAUUGUCAACGCGUGUGUGGAUUAUUUCUUUAGCAAUCUAUACCCCACGUUGCCGAUUCUCCAUCAUAGGAAGGUGCAACAAACAGUCAUGGCGAUGGGCCACUCAAUCGAAGCGUAUUGCAAAAUGGUUUCUUUAUGUGCGUACACCUUAUUUCAGCCAAAUAUGGUUCUACCAUCUCACGUCCGUUCAAACGAUGAACUUGGACAGAUCUCAAACAUUGCUUUGGCCCGUCUGUAUCUAGAUGAGGCCAUCCGCGUGCGAAAAGGAUAUGAGUUCUCGGAAGACCCCACGAUCAUAGCUGUUUACACCUCAUUCUUUAUCUUUAGCUGUUACUUCUGUCUUGAUCGACAGAACGCGGCUUGGGUUUAUCUUCGCCAGGCCAUGACUCUAGCACAUGUGAUGGGAAUGCACGACGAAUCAUCAUACAAGAACGAGGACUUCAUAGAUAGUUCACGAAAGAGGAGGUUCUUCUGGGUUCUUUUCAUGACUGAACGCGCGUACGCAUUCAAACGACACCGACCGUUAACACUGUAUGAUACUAUCGAGCUUCCAACAGUAGACGAAGAUCCCACGGAGACAGUACAGCUCACAGGCUUCAUACAUCUAAUCAAACUAUACAAACCAUUCGAUGAGACAUUCUUCGGACUAUGGAACCGCACAGUGCAUGGCACCGUCCCAUCCUGGCUCGUUCAACUUCAGCAGCAACUAUCGGAUGCAUUGCCCACUUAUCUUGACGGCACCGAGACUCAGGUUGUGGAUCUCAAGAUAUCGCAACAAUGGCUCAAGAUUAUGAUAUGGCAGCUUGCUAUUAGUCACGGUUUUAUAUCGUCAAUGGCAUCAGACAAUACUUUGAGCUUCAGAUUCCCGAUUGAGAUUUCGCGAGAGCUUGUUGAAAUGGCCGCUAAUUUUUCGCAGCACGCAAUGGAAGUACAUGGCUCAGGAAUCGUUGAGAAACUGUUCGAUGUUGCAUGCACGCUGGUAGACGUUAUGGCCUGUGUCCCGCUAUCGCCUACUUCGUACGACAUGGGGCCUCGACAAUAUCUGAAUAGCUUUGUUUCCCUGAUUUCAUCCCUCCGUGUAGGCCAAUCGCGUUUCCUUCCUCUGCUGCAAAACAAGAUCGCGGAGGUGCUACCAAGCUACCAACUUCCAUCACAUCCUAGACUCGACAUGUACGGCAGCUCUUCACAAUCCGCGACACCAAACCCAGGAAGCAGCACUCCAUACGAUGGCUCAUCGUCACUAGCACUGAGACACAAUGUCAAUCAAGUUCACUACCCAGAGGAGACACUUGGCACUCUUCCAACGCAAUUGAACGACCCUAGUACGUAUACUCCGUUCAGCUCGUCAGUACGAUUUCAAGGAACAACUACGACAGCGGAUAUGUCCGGAUCUGGUUUAUAUCACACACACCUACCACGAUCGUCCGGAUAUCCAGGAUGAGGCGGUCAGAGGACUAGCUACGACGUGGAACCAGGCUUGUCCUUCCAUUCCAAUUUGAGGGGAUGCGGCUUUGGGAAAUAAAUUCCGCGCAAGAUCACUUGGCUUGCCGCAAGAAUUAUCUCGGCAACGAAAGCCAAAAACACGUAUACUGCUACAGCAGUUUCAAUUGACACUGCUCGAGUGCAAACAAGAUGAACGAGGCAAUCGAAGUGUGCGCGUUGAACACAAUCAGCUCGGACUAUGAGAGGUUUAAAUCGUUCCUAGAGUCAUGAUUGCUUGUCUUGUUCCAGCGGCCGUGUCAUAGGAUCGGUUAAACAUGAACUCAUAUCAUGCAUUGCGUUGUCACAUCAUGUUCGUGCAAUUAUCAGAACAGCUGAAUUCUUGCUUGUUGAAAGGGUUUCUACGCCGCUGACUCCCGCAAUUGACUGCUGUGCACCAUGUUUCGAAGCACUGAAUUGUCCCUACCCGGACAAUAAUUAGGACUGGCCCGAAACGGUCGAUUGCUCUGCUUGAGCAGAUCGCUGCAUCGGAGUUUCCUUAACUGCCAUGGUAUGUGAUGGGCUUUCAAAACGAUCGAGCGGAGACAAUAGCGCACAAGAGUUCUGGGAACAAGUGAAUGCCUGGUUUCAAGUUCAUGGCGUCGCCAAUGAUAUGGCGACAAAUCUUGCAGGUCCCACCGUCGACUUUUGACUUUCUGGCUCGUGUUGUUUUCUGGAAUGUCAGCCGACCGUUAGGAUCCCCAUUUUAACGAAAAAUUGAAUUUGGCCGACGUGACGCCGAAGUACCUGAGCCACUUGGCAUUUGCGACGCUUGCCAUCAUCAAUGUUUCCCAAGAAACACAGCAGCUUCACGCUGGACGAGAUUCGCCGCACACUUGUAUAGGUUUGGAGACGUUGGAUCCAUUGUUGAAAUCGCAUUUACAUCUGAAAAUUUGAGGAUCCAUUUGCCAGUGCAGGCCCCACAAGGUCUAGACCGCGACAAGUGUACAACCUUGGUUUAAAUGGGCAAGGGUGCGCCUCCAGGAACGGGCAUUUCCGAUUUUAGGUUGGCAACUCGUCUUAGUUGAUUUUGGUCAUACUGCUGUCCCUGUUUCGAACUAUGGUGGAUCUUGCUUUCACCUGGCGCCCGAAGUUAUGCAUCGUACAAAGCCACGAAGCCGAAAAUUGACGGACAGUUUCCUGUGUUCAUGGGAUCCUUUCUGGCGGGCAAAGGAUGACUGGCCAGCAGGGUAGCAAGCAUGUGGCAAUGACAAUCAUAUCGAAAAGAAGCACGCGGAUGCUAUUGUGGACCCCUCGCAUUGGUGCAUUACGCAGCCGAACGCGCCAGGAAGCUGAUUAACAGUGCUCUUGCACUUUACGUCUGAAAUUCAGCCAAUAGGUUGGCUACUGGCAGCUUGAAUUCUGGCGUGACCACCAAGGCAUCGCAUAUUUCGAUGCGCUUUGUCACGAGCUCGCCGAGGUUCUGAGAAAGCUGGAAUACUGGUGAGUGGAGCAACCCCUUGAAGUGGCGGAGUCGAUUACUUUUUGCUCUGGUGUGUGCACCUAUAUUUUCAACGUAGACCCUUUGCGACGACCACUCGGUCUAUGCGAAUCUGGGCAACAGACUGCCAUAUUUAACACAGUUUGCUUUAAUUUAUGUGACCGUGCAGCGACUCUUUAUCUACGAUAUGACGUUUCGCUCUGGCAUUCUUCCAGGUCCUUCGAAGCGGCCAGCAAGUUUUGAUUUCAUUCACUUUGGUCAUACGGUCAUUACUGAUUUCCUAAAUUUAAUCAAAUCAUUCAAUUCAUUAUGUUCAGGCCACCGGAUUGGCAAGCAUCAAUUCGCUCUGUAGAUGUUCCUAGAUAUUACUGAACGCUAGGACGUUGUUUAGCUGGUAACCUCAUCAACAUAGUUCGGAGAACGAGCCCAGGAAAUGCUAUCGGUCAGCCGAAUUUAAAUAUUCGAGCGGUUUGCUGGAAUAUUUGUCUUCAAACAAUGCCCACUGCUCCACUGUCUUGUUUUCACAUGACAUCCUCUAGCCGAACGUCAUAGCCGGUCCAAAGCCCAUGAACGGCAUUCUGUCCGUCCACUAUUUGAAGCCAGGGCUAUAGACCUAUCUUCACCGAGUUGUAUUACAAAUAUCUAGUCUUAAUAAUCAAUCAUUGUUCAC
Molecule: messenger RNA, 4387 nt
Organism: Verruconis gallopava
Lineage: Eukaryota; Fungi; Ascomycota; Dothideomycetes; Venturiales; Sympoventuriaceae
Exons: 4
Coding region: 490-2238 (582 amino acids)
Biological process (GO): DNA-templated transcription; regulation of DNA-templated transcription
Molecular function (GO): DNA binding; zinc ion binding; DNA-binding transcription factor activity, RNA polymerase II-specific
Source: RefSeq, a predicted model, not a curated record